Messenger RNA from Sabethes cyaneus, 378 nucleotides. RefSeq names its product U-scoloptoxin(01)-Er1a. The transcript is spliced from 3 exons. Gene Ontology annotation, molecular function: chitin binding. The record is from RefSeq and is a predicted model, not a curated record. The coding region runs from base 1 to 378 and encodes 125 amino acids. Lineage: Eukaryota; Metazoa; Arthropoda; Insecta; Diptera; Culicidae. Gene Ontology annotation, cellular component: extracellular region.
AUGUGGAAAUAUAUUGUCAUCGUAUCCAUAUUUGGAGUGUGCCUUCUCAGGAAUCACCAGAUUUGCGGGCAAAUUUUCGGCUAUGAACCGAACGUGGAUUACCCGGCCUAUGAGCGGAUUCCCUCCGGAUUGACGUUCCGAUGUUCCGACAGGAUGCCCGGCUACUACGCGGAUGUGGAAACGCGCUGCCAAAUCUGGCACUGGUGCUUACCGAAUGGCUACAUGUUCUCUUUUCUGUGUCCCAACGGCACCGUAUUCAAUCAAGCCGUUCGAGUUUGCGACUGGUGGACCAACGUGAACUGCGGAGAUUCGGAAGGACUGUAUGACAACAACAAUGAGUUGUAUCGAGACAUCGAGGGGAAUCUGAUAGCUGGAUAG